Balaenoptera ricei (Rice's whale) is the source of this 16449-nucleotide messenger RNA. It is a transcript of the gene MUC19, whose product is annotated as mucin 19, oligomeric. Gene Ontology annotation, cellular component: extracellular matrix. Lineage: Eukaryota; Metazoa; Chordata; Mammalia; Artiodactyla; Balaenopteridae. The record is from RefSeq and is a predicted model, not a curated record. The transcript is spliced from 70 exons. Gene Ontology annotation, molecular function: protein binding.
AUGAGCGGCAGUUUUCUCAGCUUCAAAAGGAUUGAAGGACAAAGGACAAAUCCCAACACACUCCAAGGUCAGGAAUCAAAUAUAGACAGAAAUACGGAAAAGAGAAUCAGCAGACAGCUGAACAUAGGCACCAACAUAGGCAGAGGGGCUGGAUUUAGUAGCAGUGCCUCUGGAAAUUUAGCAUUUGGUUUGGGGACAUCUGGUCAAAAGGGCUUGGGAAUCAGUAGAGCUGAUUGGAGUGAAAUUAGCAGUAGAGGAUCUGCUGGGGGUGAAUCCAUAGGUUUUAGAUCUUGAUUUUUUUCAUCAGUUGGAACAGUGUGUUUUGGCUGGGAACUUGGAGCUAGAAGGGGCGAUGCUGCAUUUGGUUUUAGAGCUUCUGGUUUGAGUUCAUAUGGUGACAGAGGCUUUAGCAGCAGAACACUUGAAGGAAAUUGAGUGAUUAGAUCUGAAGGAUCCAUUUCCAAUGAUCUAGGUGACACCAGUCUGAGAAUUGGGAAUACCUUUGUUGGUGAUAGCUCUGGAAAUUUGGAAUCCAAUUUAGGGGCUUUUGGUCAACAGGGAUUUGGAAUCAAUGAACUUGGAGGGGAUAGAAUGAGUGGCAGUGCAUCUGUUGGGGCUGGAUUUAAAGGCCUUGGAUCUGAUGUCAGUAGCUCAGAUGAUACCAAUUUGAGAAAUGGUAAUACCUUUGUUGGUGAUAGCUCUGGAAACUUAGAAUCCAAUUUAGGGGCUUUUGGUCAACAGGGAUUUGGAAUCAAUGAACUUGGAGGGGAUAGAAUGAGUGGCAGUACAUCUGUUGGGGAUAGACACAAAGACUUUUGCUCUGAUGCCAGUGUCACAAGCUCAUCUGACUACAGUACUUCUGGACCACUCAGCACUCCAGGAAAAGGAACCCAUAUUCCAGAAGCAACCCCCAAAUACUCAGAAACAAACACAACUAUUGGUGAAGCUUCUACUUGGGGCAAAGGAGCAUAUAAAGCUUUCAAUGGCCGUGUCUUUUCCUUUGAGUCUUCAUGCACGUAUAGUUUCUGCCGUCACUGUGUUGAAUCUGGAGGAGAUUUCAAUAUUGAGAUCAAACGAAACAAUAAUAGUGAGAUUGAAAAAAUAACAGUUAUAGUAGACAGUAAUGUCAUCUCUAUUGUUGGCCAUAUCAUUUUAGUUAAUGGAGAAAGUGUACAGAUACCAUAUGACAAUAAGAUGAUUCACAUUAAAAAAUAUGGAGAACAUAAUGUUCUGAAUAGCCGUAGAGGAAUCCUGUCUUUAAUGUGGGAUGAAAAUAAUAAACUCUCACUCACUCUUCACAAGCAGUAUCCAACUUGUGGUCUUUGUGGUAACUUCAACAGCAUUCCAGGAGAUGAUAUUAAUGAGCACAUUGACAAUAGUAAAAUUCCUGGUAAUUGUCCCAAAGCUGUUACCAAAAGCUAUCAAGUUUGUGAAGAUGGAGUGCAUCACUGUAACAAAAUUAUUGGAACCUACUUUGAGAAAUGUGGAAAGGUUGGCACUUUAUCCAAUGACUACAAAAUGAUCUGCAUUGAUGAGUACUGCCAAAGUAGAGACAAACAAUCCACCUGUGACACUUAUGCAGAAUUGUCCCGCCUCUGUUCAUCAGAUGGUCCCGGCACCUAUGUAUCCUGGAGAGACGAUCCCGAUGUGGUUUGUGAAAAACCUAGAUGCCCAGAAAAACAUAUCUACAAAGAAUGUGGUCCCUCAAAUCCUGCAACUUGUUCUAACGUGGCUCCUUUUCAAGGCAUCGAAUGUGUGAGUAGCUGCACCUGCCCAGAAGGUUAUCUAUUGGAUGAUAUUGGAGAGAAAGGGAGAUGCGUGUUGAAGGCUGACUGUCCCUGUGAAUCUAAUGGAAAGGUGUAUCAGUCAGGAGAAAUCCGUGAAGGUUCUUGUGGUUCUCAGUGCACAUGCCAAGAAGCAAAGUGGUCUUGCACUAAAAUGUUAUGUCCUGGAAGAUGUAAGGUGGAAGGAAGUUUGAUUACCACCUUUGAUGGUGUUAAAUACAAUCAUCCUGGAAACUGUCACUUUUUGGCUAUCCAUGAUAAAGAUUGGUCUAUUAGUGUUGAGCUUCGUCCAUGUCCAAGUGGUCAGUCAGGAACGUGCUUAAAUAGUGUUACACUCCUCUUGAAUUCGUCUGUUCCAGUUGACAAAUACAUAUUCAAUAGAGAUGGAACAGUCACAAAUGACAAGAUUAGAAAUCAAGGUUAUUAUUAUUCAGAAAAAAUACAGAUCUCCAAUGCAUCUUCCUCAUACCUUCAAGCAGAAACAUACUUUCAUGGAAAACUGCAAAUACAAAUUGUUCCUGUGAUGCAAUUAUAUGUUUCCAUGCCACCCAACCAAUUCACAGACACUGUAGGACUCUGUGGUUCCUACAACAACAGAGCAGAGGAUGAUUUCAUGUCAAGUCAGAAUAUAUUAGAGAAGACAUCUCAGGCAUUUGCUGAUUCUUGGGAAAUGAUGCCUUGUCCUAAAGGAAACACUGCUUCAUGCGUCAGUAUAGAAAAAGAAAGGUUUGCUGAAAGGCACUGUGGAAUUCUUCUUGAUUUGAGUGGGCCUUUUGCUUCCUGCCAUUCAGUUGUGAACCCUAAACCAUAUCAAGAGGAAUGCAAAAAAUACACUUGUACUUGUGAAAAUAGUCAAGACUGCCUGUGUACGAUUUUAGGCAACUAUGUGAAAGCAUGUGCUGAGAAGGAAACUUACAUGAUAGGAUGGAGAGCUGGGCUUUGUGAUCAAUCUUGUCCAAGUGGCCUAGUUUUCAGGUACAAUGUAAAAACCUGCAAUAGUUCCUGCCGAUCAUUGUCAGAGAGAGAUAAGAGCUGCGAUAUGGAAGAUGUUCUAGUUGAUGGAUGCACUUGCCCUGAUGGAAUGUACCAGACUAAUGAAGGAAAUUGUGUUCCAAAAUCUCAGUGUGAGUGCUACAUAAAUGACGAGGUCCUGCAACCAGGCAAACUCAUCCAUAUUGAUGACAAUAAAUGCGUAUGUCGAGAUGGAAUUCUUCUUUGCCAGACUCCCAUUGAUUUAACGCUACAGAAUUGUUCUAAAGGGGCUGAAUAUGUUGACUGUAGGAAUCCUAAGGCACAGAGAAGAGUUGACAGUACCUGUAGCACUCGGAACAUACCUAGUUUUGAAGAGAACUUGCCUUGCAAGCGUGGAUGCUACUGUCCUGUAGGAAUGGUUCGAAAUUCUAAAGGGAACUGUGUCUUCCCUGAUGACUGCCCAUGUUCUUUUGGUGGACGAGAGUAUGACCAAGGAAGUGUCACCUCGGUUGGCUGCAACAAAUGUACUUGCAUAAAAGGAUCUUGGAACUGUACACAAAAUGAGUGUCAAACCACCUGCCAUAUCUAUGGGGAAGGUCAUGUUAGAUCUUUUGAUGGAAAAAGUUACAGCUUUGAUGGUCUCUGCCAGUAUUCAUUUAUCGAGGAUUAUUGUGGUCAUGAAAAUGGCACAUUCCGUAUUUUAACUGAAAGCAUCCCGUGUUGUGAAGAUGGGCUUACAUGCUCAAGAAAAAUUAUAGUUGCUUUUCAGGAGCAGAAUAUUGUCUUGCAAGAUGGUAAAGUCACAGCAGUCAAAACUACAGAAAGUAAGGAAUGUGAACUCAGUGGAAAUUCAUACUCUGUUCAUACCGUUGGCCUGUACUUGAUUUUGAAAAUUUUAAGUGGAAUAACCAUAAUUUGGGACAAAAAUACAAGAAUUUCUGUGUUAUUGGAUCCACGCUGGAAUGGCAAAGUGUGUGGUCUUUGUGGAAAUAACAAUGGCGAUCUUAAGGAUGAUUUCACAACGAGAUACUCAUCAGUAGCUGCUGGAGCACUGGAAUUUGGAAAUAGCUGGAAAACAAGUCAAGAAUGUUCAGACACAGUAGCUCAAACCUUCCCAUGUGACUCAAACCCAUACUGUAAAGCUUGGGCUGCGCGGAAAUGUGAGAUCAUCCGGGACAGCACCUUCAGAGACUGCCACAAUAAGGUGGACCCCAGUACGUACUAUGAUGCAUGUGUUGAAGAAGCUUGUGCAUGUGACAUGGAGGGGAAGUACCUGGGAUUCUGCACAGCUGUGGCGAUGUACGCAGAAGCAUGCAGUGCGGUUGGAGUCUGUGUUACAUGGAGAAAACCAGAUCUCUGUCCUAUCUACUGUGAUUAUUAUAAUGCACCUGGGGAAUGCAGCUGGCAUUAUGAACCUUGUGGUACAGUGACUGCAAAAACAUGCAAAGAUAGAGUAAUUGGCCAGAAGUUUUCUGUACUUUUAGAAGGCUGUUAUGCUAAGUGCCCAGACAGUGCUCCCUUCCUGGAUGAGAACACCAUGAAAUGCGUCAGUUUGUCUGAGUGCAGCUGCUUCUAUAAUGACAUCAUACCUGCUGGUGGAGUGAUCCAAGAUAACUGUGGGAGAACAUGCUAUUGCAUCGCAGGAGAGUUGGAGUGCAGUGAAACUGCUCCUACAAAUUCAACAGUUACAGUUUCUACUACAACAGCUACCUCCAUACUAAGCGCUGAAGCAGCAAUUACACUGGUGACCAGUAGCUCAGGCACAGCAGCUUCCAUUCCAGGGAUUACUACAUCAAGCAGUGAAAUAAUAGGUAUUACUAGAACUCCAGUGCCUAUCACCUCCACAGCUGGAAGUGUGGGCACCACAGGAGCAGUGGGCCCCACCUUCACCAGUCCUGGGCUCAUAUCAGGGUCAACUGGAGGAUCAGUAAGUGCAACCACAGGCGCUGAAGUUGGAAGCACAAGUGACGUAGGCUUCAGAGCAGAGACUACCAGAUCAUCAGCUGGUGAAACAACUAGAGCACCAAGCAGUGAAGUGACACAAUCUGAAGGUGUAACAGGAGAAUUUGUUGGAACUACCACUAGAACUGGCAGUGGCAUCACAGCUAGACCACCUUUCCCUGGUUCCAGACCAACUGGAACAACUGGAAGGGAAAAUGCUGCCACCACUGGAGCUGCUGGUGAAAACGCUUCUGGAGCAGCAGCCAUGCCUAGGGUAUUGCCUGGAGCAAUCCCUGGAGCUGGAGGUGGCAACACCCCUGGGGAACCAGGCACUGGAGCCACAAGUCCUGGGAAGUCAGCUCUUUUAACAUCAGCUGGAGGAUCAAGGACAAUUGGACAAUCAACUGAAGGAUCAGGGACAAUUGAACCAUCAUCUGGAGGAUCAAGGACAACUGGACCAUCUGUUGUAGGAUCAGGGACAACUGGAUCAUUAUCUGGAGUGACAGAGACAACUGGACCAUCAACAGAAGAAUCAGGAACCACUAAACAAUCAAAUGAAGUCUCAGGAAAAACUGUACCAUUAACUGAAGGAUCAAGGACAACUGUGCAAUCAAUUGGAGUUACAGGGACUACUGGAUCAUCAACUGAAGAAUCAGGGACAACAGUACCAUCAACUGGAGUGGCAGGGACUACUGAAACAUCAACUGGAGGAUCAGGAACAACUGGAUCCUCAAUUGGAGUAUCAGGGGCUACUGGACCAUCAACUGGUGAUUCUGGGGCAACUGCAUCAUCAGCUUUAGGUUCAAAGACAAGUGAACGAUCAGUUAGAGGAUCAAGAACCACUGAGACAUCAGAUGCAGUGACAGGAACAUAUGAACCAUCAAUGAGAACAUCAGGGACAACUGGAAAAUCUAGGUCAACUGGACCAUCUAUUGUAGGGUCAGAGACAACUGCUCCAUUAUUUGGAGCAAUAGGGACUACUAUUAUUGGAAAAAGAACCAGUUUAUGGUCAUCUGGAGGAUCAGGGAUCCCUGGAUCAACACCUGGAAAUUCAAUAGCAACUGGACCAAAUAUUGUAGGUUCAGAGACAAGUGCACCAUUAUCUGGGGCAACAGGGACCACUGUUAUAAGAUCAGGAACCAGAUUACCCUCAUCUGGAGCAUCUUGGACACCAGAACCAUCAACUGGAGGAUCAGCAACAACAGGACAAUCUGGUGUAGGUUCAGAGACAAAUGUACCAUUAUCUAGAGCAACAGGAACCACUGUUAUAGGAUCACGAACAAGUUUACCCUCUUUUGGAGCAUCAGGGACCCCUGGAUCAUCACCUGGAGGAUCAGCAGCAACUGGACCAAAGGUUGUAGGUUCAUGGACAACUACACCAUUACCUGGAGCAAAAGGGACAACUGUUAUAGGAUCAGGGACAAAUGGAUCAUCCCUUGAAGGAUCAAUGACAAGUGGAUCAACAGCUGGACUGACAGGAACAACUAACAUCUCUGUUGUAGGGUUGGGGACAACUGAACCAUCAUCUGGAACAUCAGGAGCAACUGGAACAGCAAGUGACAGUUCAGGAGCAACUCGAUCAUUAGCUGAGGUGACAGGAACAACUGGAAUCUCUGUUGUAGGUUCAGGGACAACUGGAUCAUCACCUGGAGGAUCAGGAGCAAGUGGACCACCUGUUGUAGUUUCAGAGACAACUGCACCAUUAUCUGGAGCAACACGGACCACUGUUACAGGGACAGGAGUCAGUUUACCAUCAGUUGAAAGAACAGCCAUGACUAGUUCAGUACCUCGAGGAUCAGGGACAACUGGACAAUCUGUUGUAGGUUCAGAGACAACUGCAUCUUUAUCUGGAACAACAGAGACCACUGUUAUAGGAACAGGAAGUAGUUUACCCUCAUCUGGAACAUCAGGGACCCCUGGACCAUCACCUAGCAAAUCAGCAGCAACUGGAUCACCUGGUAUAGGUUCAGAGACAAAUACACCAUUAUCUGGAGCAACAGGAAACAUAGUUACAGAAUCAGGAACGAGUUUACCCUCAUCUGGAGCAUCAGUGACACCUGGAUCAUCACCUGGAGGAUCAGCAGCAACUGGACCACCUGGUAUUGGUUCAGAGGCAACUCCACCAUUAUCUGGAGCAACAGGAACUGCAGCUAUAGCAUCAGGAACAAGUUUACCAUCGGUUGAGGAAUCAGGGACCACUAGAUCAGUACCUGGAAGAUCAGGGACAAGUGGACCAACUGGUCUAAAUUCAGAGAUAUCUGUGCCAUUAUCUGCAACAACAGGGACUAAUGUUAUAGGAUCAGGAACAGGUUUACCCUCAUCCGGAGCAUCAGGGACCCCAGGAUCAUCACCUGCAGGAUCAGCAGCAACUGGGCCAUAUGGUGUUGGUUCAGAGACAAUGGCACCAUUAUCUGGAGCAACAGGGACUGCUGCUAUAAGAUCAGGAACCGGUUUAACAUUGGUUUUAAAAUCAGGGACCACUAGAUCAAUACCAGGAAAAUCAGGGACAACUGGACCACCUGCUGUAAGUUCAGAGACAACUGCACCAGUAUCUGGAACAAGAGGAACUGCAACUAUAGGAUCAGGUACAAGUUUACCAUCGGUUGAGGGAUCAGGGAGCACUAGAUCACUACCUGGAGGAUCAGGGACAAGUGGACCACCUAGUGUAAGUUCAGAUAUAAUUGCGCCAUUAUCUGGAGCAACAGGGACUAGUGUUACAGGAUCAGGAACCAGUUUACCAAUAUCUAGAGCAUCAGGGACUCUUCGAUCAUCAACUGGAGGAUCAGCAGCAACUUCAUCACCUGGUGUUGGUUUGGAGACAACAGCAACACUAUCUGGAGCAACAGGGACUGCUGCUAUGGGGGCAGGAAUCAGUUUACUCUCAGCUGAAGAAACAGGGACCACUAGAUCAAUUUCUCAAGAAUCAGGGACAACUGCACUACCUGGUGUAGGUUCACAGACAACUGCAGCAUUAUCUGGAGCAACAAUAACUGCAGCUAUAGGAUCAGCAACCAGUUUACCAUCAGUUGAGGGAUCAAGGACCACUAGAUCACUACCUGGAAGAUCAGGGACAACUGAACCAUCUGGUGUAAGUUCAGAGAUAACUGCACAGUUAUCUGGAGCAACAGUGACUAAUGUUAUAGGAUCAGGAACCAGUUUACCCUUGUCCGGAUCAUCAGGAACCCCUGGAUCAUCAACUGGAGUAUCAGCAGCACAUGCACCACCUAGUGUUGGUUUGCAGACAACUGCACCAUUAUCUGGAGCAACAAGGACCAGUGCUUUAGGAUCAGGAACCAGUUUACCAUCAGUUGAAGGACCAGGGACCACUAGAUUAAUACCUGGAAGAUCAGGGACAACUGGACCACCUGCUGUAGGUACAGAGAAAACUGCACCAUUACCUGGAGCAAGAGGAACUGCAGGUUUAGGAUCAGGAACAAGUUUACCAUUGAUUGAGGGAUCAAGGACCACUAGAUCACCACCUGGAGGAUUAAGGACAAGUGGACGACCUGGUGUAAGUUCAGAUAUAACUGCGCCAUUAUCUGGAGCAAGAAGAACUGCUGCUAUAAGUCCAGGAACACGUUUACCCUCAUCUGGAGCAUCAGGAACCCCUGGAUCAUCCCCUGGAGGAUCAGCAGCAACUGGACUACCUGGUAUUGGUUCAGAGACAACUGCAGCAUUAUCUGUAGCAACAGGAACUGCAGCUAUAGGAUCAGGUACCAGUUUACCAUCAGUGAAGGGAUCAGGGACCACCAGAUCACUAUCUGGAGGAUCAGGGACAAGUGGACAACCUGGUGUAAGUUCAGGUAUAACUGUGCCAUUAUCUGGAGAAUCAGGGAGUAAUAUUAUAGGAUCAGGAACAAGUUUACCCUCAUCUGGAGCAUCAGGAAACCCUGGAUCAUCACCUGGAGGAUCGGCAGCAACUGGAACACCUAGUGUUGGUUCAGAGACAACGGCACCAUUAUCUGGAGCAACAGGGACUGCUGCUAUAGAAUCAGCAAACGGUUUACCAUCAGUUGAAAGAUUAGGGACCACUAGAUCAAUACCCGGAGGAUCAGGGACAACUUUAUCAGGUGCUGUAAAUUCAGAGACAACUGCAUCUUUAUUUGGAGCAACAGGGACUCAUGUUAUAGGAUCAGGAACAAUAGGGACCCCUGGGUCAUCACCUGGAGGAUCAGCAGCAACUGGACCACCUGGUAUUGUUUCAGAGAUAACUCCACCGUUAUCUGUAGCAACAGGAACUGCAGCUAUAGGAUCCGGAACUAGUUUACCAUCAGUUGAGGGAUCAGGGACCACUAGAUCACUACCUGGAGGAUCAGAGACAAGUGGACCACCUGGGGUAAGUUCAGAUAUAACUGCGCCAUUAUCUGGAACAAUAGGGACUAAUGUUAUAGGAUCAGAGACCAGUUUAACCUCAUCCGGAACAUCAGGGACACCUGGAUCGUCAACUGGAGGAUCAGCAGCAAGUGAACCACCUGGUAUUGGUUUGCAGACGACAGCACCAUUUUCUGGAGCAACAGAGACCACUCCUAUAGCAUCAGGAACCAGUUUAUCCUCAUCUGGAACAUCAGAGACACCUGGAUCAUCUACAGGAGGAUCAGCAACUGGACCACCUGGUCUUAUUUCAGACAUAACUGCCUUAUUAUCUGGAGCAGCAGGGACUGCUGCUAUAGGAUUAGGAACCAGUUUACCUUCAUCUGGAGUAUCAGAAACCCCUGGAUCAUCACCUGGAGGAUCAUCAGCUGCUGGACCACCUGGUCUUGGUUCAGAGACAACUGCACCAUUAUCUGGAGCAACAGAAACCACUGCUUUAGGAUCAGGAACCAGUUUACCAUCAGUUGAAGGACCAGGGACCACUAGAUUAACACCUGGAGGCAUAGGGACAACUGAACUACCUGUUGUAGUUACAGAGACAACUGCACCAUUAUCUGGAGAAAGAAGAGCUUCAGGUUUAGGAUCAGGAACAGGUUUACCUUCAGUUGAGGGAUCAGGGAGCACUAGAUCACUACCUGGAGGAUCAGGGGCAAGUGGACGACCUCGUGUAAGUUCAGAGAUAACUGCGCCAUUAUCUGGAGCAACAGGGACUAAUGUUAUAGGAUCAGGAAGCAGUUUACCAUCAUUUGGGGCAUCAGGAACCCCUGGAUUAUCACCUGGAGGAUCAGCAGCAAGUGCACCACCUGGUGUUGUUUUGCAAACAGCUGCACCAUUAUCUGCAGCAACAGGGUCUGCUACUAUAGGACCAAGAAGCAGUUUACCUUCAUUUGGGGCAUCAGGAACCCCUGGAUUAUCGCCUGGAGGAUCAGCAGCAAGUGCACCACCUGGUGUUGUUUUGCAAACAACUGCACCAUUAUCUGCUGCAACAGGGUCUGCUGCUAUAGGAUCAGGAAUCGGUUUACCGUUAGUUGAAGGAUCUGGGACCACUAGAUCAAUAACUGGUGGAUCAGACACAACUGUACCAGCUGCUGUACGUUCAGAGCCAACUGCACCAUUAUCUGGAAAAACAGGGACUAAUUUUAUACGAUUGGGAACAAGUUUACCCACAUCAGGAGCCUCAGGAAACCCUGGUUCAUCACCUGGAGGAUCGGCAGCAACUGGAACACAUGGUGUUGGUUCAGAGACAAGUGCACAAUUAGCUGGAGCAAUAGAGACCGCUGCUCUAGGAUCAGCAAACAGUUUACCAACAGUUGAAAGAUUAAGGACCACUAGAUCAAUACCUGGAGGAUCAGGGACAACUGGACCACUUGCUGUAAGUUCAGAGACAACUGCAUCUUUAUUUGGAACAACAGGGCCUCAUGUUAUAAGAUCAGGAGCAAUAAGGACCCCUGCAUCAUCACCUGGAGGAUCAGCAGCAACUGGAUCACCUGGUAUUGUUUCAGACACAACUGCCCUAUUAUCUGGAGAAACAGGGACCAUUGCUAUCGGAUCAGGAACCGGUUUACCCUCAUCUGGAGCAUCAGGGACCCCUGGAUUGUCACCUGGAGGAUCAUCAGCAAGUGGAUCACCUGUUAUUGUUUCAGAGACAACUGCACCAUUAUCUGGAGCAACAGGAAUUGCCACUAUAAGACCAGGAACCGGUUUACACUCAUCUGGAACAUCAGGGACCCCUUUAUCAUCUCCUGGAGGAUCAGCAACAAGUGGACCACUUGGUAUUGGUUCAGAGACAACUGCACCAUUAUCUGGAGCAACAGGAGCUGCAACUAUAGGAUCAGGAACCAGUUUACCAUCAGUUGAGGGAUCAGGGACCACUAGAUCACUACUUGGAGGAUCACGGACAAGUGGACAACCUGGUGUAAGUUCAGACAUAACUGCGGCAUUGUCUGGAACAACAGGGUCUAAUAUUAUAGGAUCAGGAAGCACUUUACCCUCAUCUGGAGCAUCAGUGAACCCUGGAUCAUCACCCGGAGGAUCAGCAGCAACUGGACCACCUGGUGUUGUUUCAGAGACAAUGGCACCAUUUUCUGGAGCAUCAGAGACUGCUGCUUUAGGAUCAGGAACCAGUUUACUCUCAUCUGGAGCAUCAGGGAACCCUGGAUCAUCACCCAGAGGAUCAGCAGCAACUGGACCACGUGGUGUUGUUUCAGACACAACUGCCCUAUUAUUUGGAGCAAAAGGGACCGCUGCCUUAGUAUCAGGAACAAGUUUACUCUCAUCUGGAGCGUCAGGGACUGCUGGACCAUCACCUGGAGGAUCAGCAGCAACUGGAUCACCUGUUAUUGUUUUGGAGACAAAUGCGGUAUUAUCUGGAGCAACAGGAACUGCAGUUAUAGGUUCAGGAACAAGUUUACCAUCAGUUGAGGGAUCAGGGGCCACUAGAUCACUACCUGGAGGAUCAGAGACAAGUGGACCAACUGGUUUAAGUUCAGAGAUAACUGAGCAAUUAUCUGGAACAACAGGGACUAAUGUUAUAAGAUCAGGAACUAGUUUACCCUCAUCUGGAGCAUCAGGAAACCCUGCAAUAUCACCUGGAAGGUCAGCAGCGACUGGACCACCUGUUGUAGGUUCAGAGACAUUUAGACCAGUAUCUGGAGCAAUAGGCACCACUCUUACAGGAUCUGGAGACAGUUUAACAUCAUUUGAAAGAACAGCCUCUACUAGAUCAAUUCCUGGAGGAUCAAGGAGAACUGGACUAUCAGUUGUAGGUUCAGAGACAACUGUGUCUCUAUUUGGAGCAACAGGGACCACUGUUAUUGCAUCAAGAACCAGCUUGCCAUCAGCUGAAAGAUCUGUCACCAGUAGUUCAAUGCAUGUAGGGUCAGGGACAAGCGGACCAUAUGUUGUAGGUUCAGACACAAGUGCACCAUUAUCUAGAGCGACAGGGACCACUGUUAUAGGAUCAGGAACAGGUUUACCAUCAAUUGAAGGAUCAGGGACCACUAGAUCGGUACCUGGAGGAUCAAGGACAACUGGACCACCUGGUGUAAGCUCAAAGACAAUUUCAUCUUUAUCUGGAGCAACAGGUACUAAUGUUAUAGAAUCAGGAACCAGUUUACCCUCGUCUGGAGCAUCAGGGACCCCUGGAUCAUCGCCUGGAGAAUCAGCAGCACCUGCACCACCUGAUGUAGGUUCAGAGACAACUGCACCAUUAUCUGUAGGAACAAGGACUACUAUUUAUGGAUUAGGAACCAGUUUACCAUCAUCGGUAACAUCGGCAAACCCUGGAUCAUUACCUGGUGGAUCACCGACCCCUGGAUCACCUGGUUCAAGUUCAGAGACAACUGCACCAUCAUCUGGAGCAAAGGCAACCACUGUUAUAGGAUUAGUAACCAGUUUACCAUUAGUUGAAGGAUCAGCGACCACUAGAUCAAUACUUGGAGGAUCAGAGACAAGUGGACCAUCUGUUGUAGGCUCAGAGACAACUGCACCAUUAUCUGGAGCUACAGGGACCACUGUUAUUGUGACAAGAACCAGUUUGUCAUCAGUUGAAGCAUCAGCCACCACUAGUUCAACAUCUGGGGGGUCAGGGACAAGUCGACCAUAUGUUGUAGGUUCAGAGACAAGUACACCAUUAUCUGCAACAACAGUUACCACAGUUAUAGGAUCAGGAAACAUUAUACCCUCAUCUGGAGCAUCAGGGACUCCUGGAUCAUUGCCUGUAGGAUCAGCACCAACUGAACCACCUGGUGUAAGUUCAGAGACAACUGCACCAUUAUCUGGAGCAACAAGGACCACAGUUAUAGGAAGAGGAACUAGUUUACCAUCAGUUGAAGGAUCAGUCACCACUAGAUCAAUACCUGGAGGAUCAGGAACAGCUGGAUCAUCUUUUGUAGGUUCAGAGACAACUACACCAUUAUCUGGAGAAAUAGGGACGACUGUUAUGGGAUCAGGGACAAGUUUACAAUCAGUUGUAGGAUCAGGGAUAACUGGAUCCACAGUUGUACUGCUAGGAACAACUAGAAUCUCUAUUGUAAGUUCAGGGACAACUGGAUCAUUAUCUGGACCAUCAGAGACAACUGGAACAUCAAUUGAAAGAUUAGGAACAACUCGUUCAUUAUCUGGAGUGACAGGAACCAAUAGAAUCUCUGUUGUAAAUUCAGGUAUAACUACACUAUCAUCUAGAGCAACACUGACCCCUGAAUCAUCACCUGAUGGAUCUGUAUCAACUGAAUCACCUGAUGUAGGUUUAGGGACAACUGGAUCAUUAGCUGAAGCAUCAUGGACAACGGAAACAUCAGCUGAAGAAUCAGGCAAAACUGGAACUUUUGUUUCAGGUACCAGGACAACUGGAUUAUCAGCUGGAAGUUCAGGGACAACUCGAUCAUCUAUUAUAGGAUCAGGAACAACAGGACAAGCAGUUGAAGUAUCAGGGACAGCUGGACCAUCAUCUGGAGGAUCAAGGACAACUAGAACAUCAAUUAAAGGAUUUGGAACAACUGGUUCAUUAGCUGGAGUUACAGGAACAACUAUAAUCUAUGCUGAAAUUUCAGGGACAGCUGCACCAUUAUCUGGGGUGACUAGGACUCUUGUAUUAUCACCAGGAGGAUCAGCAUCAACUGGAACAAGUGUUGUAGGGUCAAGGACAAUGGGAUCAUCAGGUGGAGAUUUAUGGAGAACUGGACCAUCAACUGGGGAAACAGGAACCACUGGAUCAUCACCUGGAGAAACAGUGUCAGGUGGUACUUCUGCUGUAGGUUCAGGGACAACUGUACCAUCUCCUGGAGUCACAAGGACAGCAGGAGUUUCAGAGACCAUUCAAUCAUCUGUUAUAGGAUCUGAGACAACCACACCUGCAGUUGAAGGAUCAGGGACAACUGGAUCAACAGCUGGACUGACUAUAACCACUAGGACAUCUGUUGUAGGUUCAGGGACAACUGGACCAUCAUCUGAAGUGACAAGAACAACAAUAACAUCUGGUGUAGUUUCAGGGACAAUGGGACCACCAUCUGGAGAAAGAAGGAUCACUGUUAUAGGAUCAGGGUCAAGUGGAUCAUCAGCUGAAGGAUCAGAGACAACUGGAUCAACUGCUGGACUGACUAUAACCACUAGGACAUCUGUUGUAGGUUCACGGACAACUGGACCAUCAUCUGGAGUGACAGGGACAAAAAUAACAUCUGUUGUAGGUUCAGGGACAACUGGACCACCAUCUGGAGAAAGAAGGACCACUGUUAUUGAAUCAGGAGCAAGUGGAUCAUCAGCUGAAGCAUCACGGACAACUGGAUCAGCAGGUGGACUAACAAUAACCACUAGAACAUCUGGUAGGGGUUCAGGGGCAAGUGCACUAUCAUCUGGAAUGACAAGGACAACAAUAACAUCCGGUGUAGGUUUAGGGACAACUGGAUCAUCAUCUGGAGAAACAGGGACCACUGUUGUUGAAUCAGGAACAAGUGGACCCUUAGGUGAAGGAUCAGGGACAACUGCAUCACCAGAUGGAUUGACAAGAACCACUAAAAUCUCUGUUGUAAGUUUAGGGACUACUGGACCAUCAUCUGGAGUGAUGUGGACAACACGAACAUCUAUUGUAGGUUCAGGGACAACUGGAUCAUCAACUGGAGUAUUAGAGACACUUGAUACAUCAGCUGAAGGAUCGAAGACAACUAGACCAUCAAUUGGAAGAUCAUGGACAACUGGGACAUCAGUUGAAGGAUCUGGAACAACUGGAUCAUCAACUUUUACAACCACAGGGGCCAGGAGGACAACUUGGGGGCCAGGAAGUGAGGUUACCACAUAUGAAGGUACUUCAGGAGAAUUCUCUAAGACAGCCAUAUCUGGAAGUUCCCACACAGAGACCACAAGAUUAAUAGGAGGCAGCGACACACCUGGAACUGGACUCAGACCUGUAGAUAGCACUGCAGUACCAGGAGGUCAAGUAACUGGGAGUGUGACAGGCACCACUGGGGUAAUUCCUGGCACAACUGUUGCGCUUGGCAGUUCCAACACAGAGGCCACAACUUCUGUAGAAGAAAGUGGAACAGCAAGAGUUGGAAUAAUCAUGGGAGCCACCACUGGCACAUCUGAGAGGCCAAGCCCUGGAAGUGAAACAGGUACCACUAGUGUAGUCUCUGGCACAACAGUUGCAUCUGGAAACUCUAACACAGGGGCCACAACUUCUUUGGGAAGUGGUGAAACCACCCAGGGUAGAAUUAAAAUAGUUACCACGAGGGUGACUAUUGGCACAACUAUCACACCUGGGAAUAUACGGGAGGAAGGAAGAGUCACUAGCAUAAUUUCAGGGAGCCAAUCUACUAGAAGUAAAACGGGUACCACUGGGAAAGGCUCUGGGACAUCCUCACCUGGAGGUUUCAAAACAGGCAAUAACCCGGAAUCAGUAGGAGUCACCAGUAGCCAAGAAGGCACUGCUGUGAUAUCAAGCAAAAUUACUGGUGUCUCAGAAAGUUCCAGCCAAGGUACCUCCAAGGAAGCAUCUGAAACAACCACUGCUCUUGUAAUUUCUACCACAGUCACUGCUUCCACAGGAGUCAAGGAAACCUCUGGAACUGGAAUGCAAACAGGCUCCACCUCAGUGUCAAAUGGAAUCACAACAAGCCCCAAAGUGUCCUACCCAGAAACCACUGUAGUAGCAACAGGAGAUCAAGAAAAUGAAAAUAAAACAGGAUGUCCAGUAUCACUUCCACCGCCUCCAGUUUGUCAUGGUCCACUGGGAGAAAAGAAGUCUCCUGGAGACAUAUGGACUGCCAAUUGCCACAGAUGCACCUGUACCAACGCAAAGACCGUAGACUGUAAACCCAAGGAGUGUCCUUCUCCACCCACAUGCAAAACUGAAGAGAGGCUUGUAAAGUUCAAAGCUAAUGAUACCUGCUGUGAAAUCGGGUACUGUGAACCAAGAACAUGUUUAUUUAACAAUACCGACUAUGAGGUUGGUGCUUCAUUUGGUGACCCCAGCAACCCAUGUGUCUCCUACUUCUGCCACAGCACAGGUUUCGUUGCGGUGGUACAAGACUGCCCAAAGCAGACUUGGUGUGCAGAAGUAAGCAGAGUCUAUGAUUCAAAUAACUGUUGCUAUACAUGUAAAACUAAUUGCAGAUCUUCACCCGUGAAUGUGACUGUUAACUACAAUGGUUGCAAGAAAAAAUUUGAGAUGGCAAGAUGCAUAGGGGAAUGCAAAAAGACUCUCAGGUAUGAUUAUGAUAACUUUCAGUUGAAAAAUUCAUGCCUUUGCUGCCAAGAAGAAAACUAUGAGUUCAGAAAAAUUUUUCUUGACUGUCCUGAUGGCGGUAAAAUACCUUACAGAUACAGGCACAUCACGACGUGUUCCUGCUUAGACAUGUGCCAACAAUCUACGACCUCAACAGUCAGUUAA